Microdochium trichocladiopsis is the source of this 975-nucleotide messenger RNA. RefSeq lists its product as uncharacterized. The transcript has 2 exons. The record is from RefSeq and is a predicted model, not a curated record. The coding region runs from base 1 to 975 and encodes 324 amino acids. Lineage: Eukaryota; Fungi; Ascomycota; Sordariomycetes; Xylariales; Microdochiaceae.
AUGCCAUUCCAGCAACACAGCCCUGCCCAGUCCAUAGUCGGGUACCCGAGCAGCUUCAUCCAUCUGAACGACCACAGACAUGCGAUCGAGCCCAUCAGCCCACCGCCAACUGGUUACAGUUUGCUUGCAUCGAAGCUUGCAGCCAGGUUCCCCGACGGGCAAGGCUUGCCAAUCCAGCCUUUGUACAGGAGAUUCGGGAAGCUCACUCACCGCAUGCUCCUCCAUCUACAGGAUGAGAUAUGUCAGCUAGAGGAUCAGCUUCACGGCGUAGAUGACGCUGGGGCUCACAACCGGCAGAUGUAUCCGGGGCAUAUCUCGCCCGAGUCCAGGCGGGCCGAGGAGAGUGCCAACGGGGAGCUGUACCAGCACAAGACUCAUCUGCUAGGCCAAAUUGGAUUCAAGCUUGAGCUUUACAACAAUCUACUCAAGUCGUUUCAUACAACUCAGGAUAUGCCAAGCGCCAGCGUUGAUGAUGUACACGACUACCGCACAUUCCUCAACGACGAAACGCCCAUCGACGAGCUGGAGACGCGAUUUCUCGACCAUGUUGACGAUUUGCUGUGUUUUCCAGUUGGCGACUAUGGUGUACGAAACGACGAAGAUGUCUCUGCAACCCCUGUGCAAGGUAAAAGCCCUCCGCAAUUUUACACCAUCAACCGCGCACCGCCGGGCAAGAUGAGCUCUGGGCAAGGGUCAAGUAGCUCGGGCGGGCGCGUCGACGAACCUGGUUCAUCGGCCAACGAGCUCGUCGCAGCACUCGGCGCCGUAUCAGUCUCGAUACUCGUGCCAGUGCUGGCCUUUUUGAUUGUGCCUGGUUUCAUUGGCCGGCUGGUUGUGUCGCUUCUCGUUGGGGUGGGCGUCGUGAUGGCCCUCGUCAACUCACAGUAUACGGCCCUUCCGCAAGCUCGGCAAGCCAUGAUGCUUGUCGCCUGCUAUGGGACUGUCAUGGCGAUCCUGGCAGGCGUCGUUGCUUAG